Molecule: messenger RNA, 1069 nt
Organism: Owenia fusiformis
Lineage: Eukaryota; Metazoa; Annelida; Polychaeta; Sabellida; Oweniidae
Source: the annotation of a GenBank genome assembly
GUAAAACAAUACAAGUGUCAACUGAAUCUGAUACUUGGACGCCAAUAUCUUUUUCAUCCAUCGGCAUUUUCUAAACUUCCAAAAGGUGCCUGGGAAUAACUGUUUAAUAGUGAUAAAUAUUGGAACUACAUAUGCACCAAACACCAUCACUGAUCACUAUAAUGGCUGGAUGGUUUAUAUUACUGCUGGUGUUGUGUGUCUGUCAAUUCGGGAGAGUGAGAGCAUCAUGCGAUUGCAAGUUAAGUGCAAAUACCACACCAAUAACACCAGAGAUCAUCAAACCAAGGCUGGAUGCACAAGAAGCCAUUAUCAAUAGAAUUGAAGAGAAGUACUUAAAGUUAAAACAAGACAAUCAGUUUAAUCUUGAGCGAAUGAAGAAUUCCAAAAGAGAGGGCCAGCAUGCAAUAGAUACUGUAUAUAUAGAAGGACAUCAAUGUGAAAAAAAGGGCAGGUUUCACUGCUUAGAAUCAGGAGAAUGUAUCCAUUCACUUCUGGGCUGUGAUGGCAUAGUGGACUGCUUAGAUGGAUCUGACGAGUCUUACACAUCAUGCAUUAACCCUUUCAAGAUUGGCGACAAUUGGAAAACAGUUCUUCCUUGGAAACAGCAAUGUAUCCUGGAUGCUUAUUCAUUUGUUACAAUGACUUCAACAAUAAAAAGUUUGAAGAGCUUGGAAUAUUUUCCACAGAUUGUUUUAGGAACUGCCAUAGGGAUAUAUACAUUUAGAGAUAGCGACGGAAGGAACGUUGAUGGCAUUGUGAAAUAUGAGUUUUCCUACAAUUUCGCAUCAAGGGAAACAACCUGGAAACAUACAGCCGACAGGUUUAAUAUAACAGGAUAUGGAAUUAUGCCCUACUACCUUGCUUCAGAACCCAAACUUGCAACAGGUGAUUAUUACUACGGUAAUGAGUUAAAGAAGCUUUGCUCACAUGCAGUUUGGUAUCGACUAAGUUGAUUAUCCACAAAAUUGAUUAUCUACAAAAUUGAUUAUCUACAAAAUUGAUUAUCUACAAUAUUGAUUAUCACAGAACAUAUUCAUUGUAGAAUUAAAAGACAAAAGAUUACCUAAAA